Aspergillus fijiensis CBS 313.89 is the source of this 1030-nucleotide messenger RNA. RefSeq lists its product as uncharacterized. The record is from RefSeq and is a predicted model, not a curated record. NCBI's taxonomy places the organism in Eukaryota, Fungi, Ascomycota, Eurotiomycetes, Eurotiales, Aspergillaceae. Bases 413 to 1030 code for a protein of 205 amino acids. The transcript has a single exon.
AGAAGGUCAAUUGUACGACGCCGGCGCGUUUACCUAGUUGUCGACAAAUUGCAUCCACUACACACAGACAUUUAUGACCCCCGACUGACAAAUAUGGCUCGCCUCCAUGCGAGGUUACCCUGUUAUUGACCUCAAUUUCUCGACAGUAGAUAUCUUGCCUGCACUUCUCACAGCAUCAACUAUGAUGAAAUAUGGCUUCCCGAAACAUGUCCGCCCAGUCGACGGUAGAACUACUUAAGAUCCAUGGUCUCCAAGACAUGAAGAUACGAACCUCACUCGACCGUUUAAAGGAUCUCAUCAUACAAUCUUAUCUUUAUCCAGGAAUCACAAUCUGGACAUUUUCGGGACUUUGUUCGCUCCACAAACACCAGAGAGCACCCCGCAAUCUACUCGAUCCAACAGCCCAAGCACCAUGGCCUCAGAACCGAACAGCGACCCCCACCGCAAAACCUGCCUCAUCCCCUACGUGGAUCCUGACACUGCACCCUCAGUCAUCCAGGAGCGCCUCAAAGUCCUCCCCUUCCGGCGCAACAUCCUCCUUAUCCUCGCUCACUCCCAAGGCCUCUUCCCCCACAUCAGCGGCCUGCUGGGGGCAUGUUUCGACGGCAAGCAGCGGAAGCUCUCGCUCUUUGACUGGCAGGUAGUGGUGCUUCGAGUGUCCCGCGCUCUCGAUGCGAAGUAUGAGUGGGAUGUCAACGUUCCCGUGGCCGAGGCGUUCGGCUUUCCCCCGGAGAAGGCCGAGGCCAUGGGGUGCUCGGCGCAGGACGUGGUCGAGGGGAAAGGCCCGUGGAGUGAGCGGGAGCGGGCGAUCUUGCGGCUAGUAGAUGAGCAGUUGAAGGGAGCUACCAACGAGUCGGACACGGUGAAGGAAGCUCUGCAGCACUUGGACGUGGACGAAGUGGUGGAGGUGUUGGUCAUGACGGGGAUCUAUGCGAUGUUGGCGGGGGUGAUGAGGGGGUUGAAGAUUGACGACGAUGAGGUUAUUCCGGACUUCCAGGAGAAGAUCAGAAGUGCUGUCUCUGAGAGUUAA